Molecule: messenger RNA, 3592 nt
Organism: Myxocyprinus asiaticus (Chinese sucker)
Lineage: Eukaryota; Metazoa; Chordata; Actinopteri; Cypriniformes; Catostomidae
Product: cyclic AMP-responsive element-binding protein 5-like
Exons: 12
Coding region: 233-1678 (481 amino acids)
Biological process (GO): regulation of transcription by RNA polymerase II
Molecular function (GO): DNA-binding transcription factor activity, RNA polymerase II-specific; cAMP response element binding
Source: RefSeq, a predicted model, not a curated record
CCGCUACAUCCUCUCUGUGGGUGGGCGCGGUCUAAAAACACCUCCUCUUUUUAAAAAGCGGACCGCAAUGAUUUAGAAGUUCAGGAAUCCCACGUGACGUCACCAUGAGGUGAUGUAAUGCUUCUGUAAAUAGAUCAUAUUGUAAUCGUGUUUCAGUUCAACGUGCUUCGUCCGAGCGCGAGGAGCGUCGCUAGUCUCAGUCUGCGCGCAUUUAGGUUUUUAGGUCAUAGUGAUGAAUGUUGAUCAGGACAGGCCAUAUGUAUGCACUGCACCUGGAUGCUCCCAGUGCUUCCAAAGAGAAGAUCACCUAAUUAUUCACAGACACAAACAUGAGAUGACCCUCAAAUUGUCUUCUAUUAAGUGUGACAAUAUACUUUCUGAUCAGACUCCUACUCCAACCCGUUUCUUGCGGGAUUGUGAGGAAGUGGGCCUCUUCACUGAUUUGGAGCUUAACCAGUCACAGGAGGAGGACACCAAAGUGAACUUUUCUGUACAAGCCUCAGGUCACAACCAGCCUCACACUGAGACACAGCCUCAGCAGGGUCACCAUCAUCAAUUUCAACCUCAACAGCAGCAGCAACAAUGUGCUCUGGCUCAUCUGAACCAGAACCAGCUCCACACACACAGCUCACAGCCUCAGUCUCAAUGUACUGCCACAUACUCCACUUCAAAUAAACAAUCUGCACCCAGCUGUCUACACAACAGACAGAUACACUCUGUGGCCAACACUAUGCUUGGGACAUCAACCAUGAAUAUGAAGGCACAGUUGUCUAUAGACUCCAGUAUGAUUGGCAUACCAGGCCCCGCCCACUCUGGCUCAAGUGUGUCCCUCCAGAGGUCAAAGGUCAUCCCAAUCCACAGCCAAUCUACCGUUUCCAAUGGCAGUCAGAAUCCUCUUUGCCACAUGAUGGAGAUGAUGUCAUCACGACAGCAACCACUGUCGCAUUUACAAUCCGCACCUCAUCAUCAUACAUACCAGCAGCACUGCCACAGCCAAUCGCCACAAAGACUUACACAUCAACAUCAAAGCCAUGACCAAUCACAUCACAGCCAUGCUCACCACUCUCCACCUGAAUCGCACUUGCAUCCUUCCCACCAGACUGCCCCUCCCCUUUCACAUCAUCCAAUACCUGAACAGAUGUCCUCUGCACCAAAACAGACUCCGCCUCCCCUUUCACAUCAGCCAAUACCUGCACAGGGUGCUUGUGUUUUACAGAUGUCCUCAGUCCCAAAACAAACACACUGUCCACAGUCUCCUCCACAGGUGACUGGGGGUAGACGUAGACGGUCAGGAGAAGAAAAUCCAGAUGAACGCAGACGGAAGUUUCUGGAGAGAAACAGAGCGGCUGCCACGCGGUGCAGACAGAAGAGAAAAGUCUGGGUGAUGUCAUUGGAGAGAAAGGCCGAGGAGCUGACACACACUAACUUACAGCUACAGAAUGAGGUGACAUCACUCAAGACGGAAGUCACUCAACUCAAGCAAAUUCUACUUGCACAUAAAGACUGUCCUGUCUCAGUAAGACAGAGGGAAAUGCAAAGUGGAGUUGGUAGCCCAACAGGAAGUCCUGUCCAGCAACAUGCCAUUCAACACAACAGCAUCUCAACAUCAAGUUCGAAUCUACCACACAGUCACCUCAUCACACACUCACACCCUGCUAACACACCACACAAACUAUGACACACUUCUAAUGUCAUCAGAGCCAUGUUAUUAGGGCACCUGUGAUCAAGCAGGUGCAUUAGUGCAAAAGCCAUAAUGAACUGUAAAAUGUCAAAUCAAGUUUGAGGCUUGGAUUUCUAGACUAAAAGGGAAUGUAUACACCACAUACCGUAUGUGUCUGUAAUGUUCAGUCACCCUUAAAAAUAAGAACAUUUAAUUAAAAAGUCUGUUUAUAUUUUUCGCCCUUGACAUCUCAGGUAAUCAGCUAAGGGUCCGACUGAUUUUUCCAGGUGUUUGAUUGUAACUCACUGUGAUGAAUUACAAUUCUGAAAAACAAACUGGAUCCUUACACUAACUAAAUUGAGUUUUCUUUGUCUCUCACCCUCUUCCUACAUCUCUGUCUGUUUCUCACUCUCUUCCGUACUCUUUUAAAAAAAAAAAAAAAAAAAAAAAAAACUGCUUUCUCAGGGAUGCUCAUCAAACGUUUUACUCCUGGAGUAUGUGUGUGAGUUAGGUGUAUUUGUGUGUGUGUGUGUGUGUGUGUGUGUGUGUGUGUGUCACUAUCAGCGUUAUGCUUUGAUAGCUUCACUGACGGCUGUGUGUGAUAAAUUAUGUAAGUAACGGCAAAGCCGCAUGAAAUACAGUGAAUCAGGACAACUUGUAAACUUGUAAUUGUAAAUAUGAAUCUCUAGCUUUAUAAAUGUAUGAUGAUGCAGCAAAAGCUGUUGUUACAUGUUUGUCUUCACUGUAAAUAUUGUCAGAGACCCUUCAGUAAAUUAUCAGGUAUCACAUUACCUAUGAAAGUACUGAGAGAAUCACAUGUGAGAAUUUUGGGUUCUAUUUACUAACAAAACAUUUGUUAUAAUAGAAUAACAUGCAAGUAAAGAUGCUUUAUUUUAUAUAGAUGUAGCAAACAUCAGAAAUGCAUUACCUACAUUGAGUCCAACAGUAAAGGAAACAUGUAUAACUAAUCACACAGAGCACUCUGAACGUCUUACAGCAUUUUGCUAAACAAUAUGGCAUAGCAAAAUGAUUCAUAUUUACUGGCUCUGUGAAAGUCAAAAUGUCAGUACUGACAUUUCCUGAAAAUGACAUGCAAGCAUGCGUACUAUCUGUUAUUAGAAAAUGCUUGAUAAAGCAUUUAUGCCUUUACAUUCUGUGGAAUAUUGAAUUAUGAAUCUGGACAUAUGGAAUACUAAUGUCUGUAAACGCUGCAGGUUUUAACUGCGUUAUGCAUGUACAGUUUUCUGAAAUAUUUAUCUAUUUUUGUACACAUUUGUUGCCAUUUUUAAAUAAAAGCACUUACUAUCUGUAAGUUUGUACUUGUUUCUUGCUUUUUUCAAAUUUUUACGUAGCAUUUUAGAAUAUUGUUUAAAAGUGCUGCUUCAAGUGUACUUAUAAUAAUACGUUCAGCUUUGCGUGUACUUAGUUAGCUACUGUCGAAACCUGAGUCAUCAAUGGACACUAAUAAGUUAUCAGUUUUAACAGCUACUUAAAUUAUUUCUGAAUUAUUUUGACAACUCUGAUGGUCUAAUUCAUGGAGUAUAGUGUGGUACUUACAUUAUUCAUGAAGUUUCGAUUUUAGUUUACAGAUUUAUGAAAAACGGGUCUAUUGCGCCCUCUCCUGGUAAGAUUCAAUUGAAAAAAAUUACUUUUUUCCCAAACAGUUAUAGAUGCAGGCUGGAGGUCUCCAAAUGGGGGCGGGCUCUCCCAAAAAGGGCGGGGUUACUCCAAAAGGGGGUUACACCAACUCCAAAAGGGGGAGUCACUUCCACUCACGGUUAGGGAAAGGGUUAGGCUAAGGGCUCCCUAUAUCGCCCCUUUUUGGAGCUCUGCCUGCAGCUGUAUCCUUCUCUUUUUUUUUUUCAGUGGGCCCAAGUGAAAUAUUAAGAUACUUAAGAGGUAAAUAUUUUAUUGUACAGUCUAUCAAUUUGG